UUGCAACCUUGUACCUGUUUAUAUCCUCUGGAAAAAAAGAAACUCAUUUAGAUCUAGUUUUCAUAGAAUUCAAGCCAUAGCCAUUCUUUUAGUAAGCAAAACCAUUGUACAUUUAUGAUUUAUUACCACCUUCAUCCUUCAAAAUCAAGCUCAUUUUCUCACAUGGGCUCUCUCUUCUCUCUCACAUUGGUAAUUCUCUCAUGCAUCUCCAUAGCGUUAAUAAAAACAGAAGCUCAGAAGAUCAAGUCAGCUCGCCUACUCGACCUGCUCAUCCGGGACUACACCUUCAAGGCCUAUGACACACACUUCAGGACAGGAGUUCUACACGCUGUAAAUUUACCAGCAAACUUCUCUGGCAUCAUAGUUGACACAGCAAGAUUCAGAUGUGGUAGUCUCCGAAGGUAUGGUGCGCAGGUAAAAGAAUUUCAUCUAGACCUUGGUGUAUCUGUGCAUCCAUGUGUUGAGAGGGUCAUAAUAGUUACACAAAACUUGGGUUACAAUUGGUCUUCUAUAUAUUAUGCCAAUUAUGACUUAUCUGGCUAUCAGCUUGUUUCCCCUAUACUAGGCCUCUUAGCUUAUAAUGCCGGUACUGAUGUGAACUUCAGCAACCCUUUUGAGCUUGGAAUUGAAGCUGCAGAAAAACCCAUCAGGAUAGACUUCAGAAAUAUCACAAGGGUGAACAACGAAUCGGGUACAAGGCCAUUAUGUGCUAGUUUUGAAGGUCAUGGCAAAGUGGCUUUAGCAAAGGAGGCUUCACCUUACAUUUGUAUUGCAAAAAGGCAUGGCCAUUUUGGGUUGGUCAUUGAGAAGCCAUCACCAGUGGAGUUGAACAAGAGCAAGAGAGUGAGCCCGUGGAAAGUGGCAGUAGGUAGCUCAGUUGGAUCUGCUUUAGGUGUUUUUCUCUUGGGGCUGCUUCUGGUGGCAAUGUUUGUGAGGGUGAAGAAGAGGUCAAGGAUGGAGGAAAUGGAGAGAAGGGCUUAUGAAGAGGAAGCUUUGCAGGUAUCAAUGGUUGGACAUGUGAGAGCUCCUACCGCAUCGGGCACUCGAACAACGCCAACACUUGAGCAUGAUUUCAAUGGCACACCAUAAGUAUAUUGGCCAACAAGAACAGAGAAUCUGGUAAACAUGGGAAAGCUACACUCUCUAAGAAAUUCCGAAAUCUGGCUGAAAAAAGGUCUUCAAUCUGGACUUGUGCAGAUUAAGGUAAGAGAACAGAGAACACACAAAAUUUCAUUCAGAUAUGGAAAUAUAAUGCAGAAUUUUCUGAAAUUUUAUUGUGAUGCUGCUGGUGGUACUCCUAUCCCACAGGAAAAAAAAAGUAGCAAAGCUUUGGAUCUCCGCUUGGAUCAGAUGCAUGCAACCUUUAGAAAAAGAGUAGUUUGAUUUCUAGUCACUUGUGAGAUAAAGGCAAAGUCAUCCCUCUUCCCUUAACACAAUGAUUCUCACCUUUACCUUUCUUUAUUGUGUCAAAGGUAAUUCCAUUGAUGCUUCAAAUUUCAAAACGCUCUUAACCCACCAUUUACAUUGAAAUUGUCGGUGAAACAAUGCUAUAGGCCUGCAAUGAAUUUAUUACC
Prunus avium (sweet cherry) is the source of this 1574-nucleotide messenger RNA. RefSeq lists its product as uncharacterized. Lineage: Eukaryota; Viridiplantae; Streptophyta; Magnoliopsida; Rosales; Rosaceae. The record is from RefSeq and is a predicted model, not a curated record. Gene Ontology annotation, cellular component: membrane.